Nerophis lumbriciformis (worm pipefish) is the source of this 4227-nucleotide messenger RNA. The record is from RefSeq and is a predicted model, not a curated record. NCBI's taxonomy places the organism in Eukaryota, Metazoa, Chordata, Actinopteri, Syngnathiformes, Syngnathidae.
AUGCUGCGACGUCCCAAACCAGGCGGCUCGGAGGAGGAUCUCCUGAGGGAGCAGGAGGAGUUCAUCAGGUCUGGUGCUCUGUCCGCAGCUAGUGUCACCCGUCGCCCCGACAAGAGGCGCGGCGAGGCGGGGGAAGAUCCUGAAGAGGAUCGGCUUGAUCACAAUGCUAAAAGUCAGAGGGAUGUGGUUACCAUAGAAGAUCUUCCCGAUGAGCUUCCAUCUCUGACACCGGCGCCUCCUAAGAAGUCCCGCUUCAAAAACAGCCGUGUCACCUUCGAGGAUGAAGAUGCGGGAGAGAGGCUGGACAGACAUGACACCCACAUCAGUGCAGUUCUCUCUAAGAUUGUUGAGCGAGAUACAAGCUCCAUUCCCAUAUCACUACCGGAAUUUACUGGCUUGGCGUUCCCUAAAGCUUUGCAUCGCUCUGCAAAUGGCUUUCAGGUCCCUCUGUCGGCCAUGGGUGGGAAGAAAAGCAUCUUUGCGCAACAGAUUGAAGCCCAGAGACUUAAAGAGGGAAAGCCUCCAUUAAACUUUACAUCUACCUACAAACCUAUGGAAAUAGAUACGACUUUUCCUUCUGGAGACUCAGCGCCAUCUACAGUGUCAACUUUGGUGACUGGUGAAGGACUGGGGUGUCCCGAUAGGUCAGAGGAGACCAGGAGGAUCCACAGGGAAAACCAAGAGAAGAUCCUAGCAAUGUCCCCAUCUGAGAUACUGGAGGAACAGGAAAGACUCUUAUCUCAACUCGAUCCAAGGCUGGUGGAGUUUGUUCGAUCUCGCAGAGCUGAGAGCGCUCCGUCUUCUUCCUCGUCACGCGAACGCCCUGAGGCGAAAUGCAGCGGGGAAAGUGUUCAUCUUAGUUCAGACUCCAGAAAAUCAGACAGCGGUACGGCGACCUUGUCGAAACCCAAAGAAGUGCAGAUGAAAGAGGAAGAAGAGAAAGAACUGUCGACCCAAUCUGCCGUGAGCGAGAGUCAUCUACCAGUGAAGCCUCAGAAAGAAUGGCUGCACAUGGAUAAACUGGAGCCUGAGAAACUAGAAUGGAUGACGGACAUUCCUGCCCCCAGAAAAACACGAACCAAACAGGCGAUGCAAGCCCGGUUUGAUUUUAACGGAACACUGAUUCCCCCCACGGAGGAUUUGCCCACCCACCUAGGCCUGCACCACCAUGGAGACGAGCCUGAGCGUGCAGGUUACUCCCUACAGGAGCUUUUCCUUUUGUCUCGUAGCCAGCUCAUCCAGCAGAGGAGUUUGGCUCUCUCCACCCUUGGCAAUAUUCUUUCAAAGGCUCGCGCUGGGGACUACCAUUCAUCCCUGCAAGGCAGCAUGUUGGCCACUCUGCUCGACGCCGGCCUGGUCUUCCUACUUCGCUUUGCGCUGGAUGAUGGCGUAGAGGGAGUCAUGGCCGCCACUGUACAGGCACUCAAAGCACUUCUGGUGUGCGCAGAGGACGAGGAGUGUUUGGACCUCACUUUCCACUGGUUUCGGGGCUUGGCCGCCUUCCCACUGCUGCCAUCUCUGGAGGAAGAGAAGGAGGAUGAUGAAGGGCUAGAUGAAAGUUUAAAAGAGACUGCCAAGGAGAAGGAGGAGCGGAAGACUGAUCAUGACGUGGCUUUGCAGGAUGUCGUCAAGGGUCUCCUAAGAAUGAAAGUUCUCCCCAGAUUACGUUACAUCCUGGAGGUUGUUCGACCCUCUCCCCGGGUUGUUCAGGACAUUCUGGAGGUCCUGACCCGUAUCGCCAGACACUCUUCAUCAUCUGCCACUCAGGUGUUGGACUGUCCUCGCCUGAUGGAGACGGUGAUGUCGGAGUUCCUCCCCACUUCUUGGACGCUGCAAUGUUUUCCCCUCCCUCAGUCUUAUUAUGGACUCCCCCUUGCUUGUGCCAUGAAGCUCCUAAGAGUUUUGGCUACUUCUGGCAGACACGCAUGUGCCAGACUGUUGAACUCCGUCGGUGUGAGGGAGCGUCUGUCCUGUCUGCUCAGUGCUGAGCCCAGCGAGCUCCUUUUGGAGCCUCACGAUGCCCUCAAGAUCACCACGGAAGCCUACAGGAUGUGGGCUGUGGCAGCUGGCUACGGCCAGGCCUGCGACUUGUACAUAGACAUAUAUCCAGCUUUACUGACGGCGCUGCAGUCUGUUCGUCGAGCGCUGGCACCCUCUGACCCACUUAUGCAUCUUCAACUCCAGAAAGUUUUGGCUUUGCUUACUCUCCUUACUCAGGUCACACAUACUGCCGGGUGCCACCAGGAACUCCAGGCUGGCAUGGUCAGUUCUUCAGGAGAUGAAUGCCCUCCUCCUCCUCCGGUGUCAUGGGGUCAUGUCACAGGAUUGCCUGCACCACUUUUGGGCCAUUUGAAGAGUUUUGUAAAGGGGCUUGAUAAUCCACUACAGAGAGACUGCAGUCUGGCACUGAUACCAGCUUACUUGAUCUACUUUGAGGCCUUCUACCAUCAGCGUUCCAAACAGAACUGUUUCAAGCCUGUAGAAGCUCUCCACGAACUUGAGCAGCUGACAUCUGAUGUUCUUCUUCCUCUAAUGUCCCACAGUGUUGUGCAAGACCUAAUAAAGAAUUUAAAGUCUUCCUCAGUAGUAUGUAAUGUCCGAUCUGGUCAUGUGGGUCCGGACACCUCUCCCAGUCUUCCUGGUUUAGCCUGCCCAGGAUGGAGAGACCGGCCGGGUUUGAUGUCUCCAGGCUCUCCCUUCCCUCUUCUUACAAGCCUGGCGUUGUUCUUGGAAACUAUCAUGGGCAUCCACAAAGGGCUCAUCUGCAAGUUCACUGGCCUCCUUGUGUCAGAGCCUGUGAUUGGUUACCUGCAAAGUGUCAGUCAGGCCACGCCCACCCUGGCUCACGCACGCUCCUGGAUUCUCCGUCACGAGCACCACCUCAUCUACUUGCUGCUGCGCUUGGCAUAUAGAUCAGUAAGUUCACCUCAAGUGGCAAAGCAUGCCCCACUCUACCACCAGGUGGCGCUCGUUCUUCUCCCAUGGUUAUUGCCUGGCAGCGAGCAGCUUGCUCAAGACUUGCUCUCAACCAUCGUCUUCAGCAAGGACUUUAUAGCUGAGAGCCGUAGUGGCGGUCCAGAGGCUAUCGAGAUCGGGGAACUCAAGCUCCACGAGGAAUCGAGCCAACAAAACUCUCCUUCGCUGCAAACUGUGGGAGCUCUCCUGAGAGAAGCUUGUGCCAACUUGCCCUCCAUCCGGGGCUGCUUUCUCACUCACCUCGCCCACCUGGAGUCGUCCACUCUGGUCUCCCAGGAUGCUCUCUUCGGCCGCAACCCCUGGAUCAAAUCCCACCUCCUGCCAGAAUUGACCGGGCCCAUCCUGCCGUUGGACUGGCCUUUCCUUCCACUUGUCAGCCUCUAUGAGAAAACCGGCGUGUCAGGUGGAGGGCUUUCCGUGGAGGAGCUCCCACAAGGGGCUCUUUUGGCAGUCACCCAAUGUCUGCAGUGGUUGCUGGUGCUGGAAGUCUGGCGGGAAGACGCCCUGAAGGGGAUACUUCCAGUUGCAAAGCUGGCCCGGCUAUCCUGCGUGUUCCUAUGUUCCAGUGAUUUGUUCCUGGAGAGGCCUGUUCAGAAACUGACCUGGGGUCUGUUCCGAUUACUAUCCAGGCCAUCAAAAUUGGAAUCUUUAGAUCUCACCAUCCCACCUCCAGGUCUGGCCUCUUUUCAGGAUUUGUAUUGCGCACUUUUGGCUCAGUACGAGGCCGUGUCUUUCGGAGACCGUCUUUUCGGCUGCUGGAUUCUGCUACCCCUGCAAAGGAAGUACAGCGCCACCAUGAGGUUGGCUGUGUUUGGAGAACAUGUGGGGAUUCUGAGGUCAUUGGGUGUGACCAUAGAACAGCUUGGUAUCCCCAUGGAGAGCUUUACCUCUCCAUCUGAAGGCUCCCUCCCUCUUGUGCGCCUCUACUUCCGCUCGCUUGUCACUGGAAGCGCCAAGCCUUCCUGGUGUCCUGUACUGUACGUGGUGGCUUUGGCUCAUGUUAACGCUUUUGUCUUCUCUCAGGAUGCUGCGGUGCAGGGGCAUGCAGCAGCACGGCACAGCAUGCUGAGGAAAAUCUACUACAUGACUGAUGAGGUUUUAAAGAAGCACUUGCUGCUCUUCCACCAGCCUAAACAGGGUUCCCAGUUUGGCUUUGAAAUGUACAGUCAGUUGCCUCCUGUAAGAGCAAAGCAUUUAGAGAGGGUCGUGGGCCUGCAGAAUGCUGUCAGCUGUAAUCAGGAGGAGAGGUGA